UCAGCGAGGGCCCUGAUGCUUACCUCUCCUCUAUCAAGUCCGCACGCUUGGAAGCGGAAGCGACCAAUUGUUUGCUACGCAGUAUUGUCACCGAAUCUCACGUGUGCCGUCUCUUUUCCUCUGUUUUUUGGGGAGCGACCACAUUCGAAUUAAUAGCAAGCCAUGCCAUCAGUACCCAUGUCCAAAGAGAUCCCUGUCAAAAGCUCCAUCUGCCCCCACGCUGCCAAGCUAGCUCACCAAAACAACGGUGAAGUCAAACAGCGUGAGGGUACGGUGUCGCUUAACAGCCUUGACGGUGCUCCUGCAUUGGGGGAGCCGAGCGCUCAGAGGAAAUGGAUCCGUCCGGACCUGCCGAGCCGCUGCACGUGGAGGUUGGGGGUCUCGGAGACGGAAUCCCCUCAUCCUCAAAUCAAACGAACGCCCACGCCGAGAAUUCUUCCCAAUAUUUUGCACCGAAUCGGUGACACUCCUAUGGUGCGGCUCAACAAAAUCCCAAAAGCUUUUGGACUCAAAUGUGAAAUUUUGGCCAAGUGUGAGUUCUUCAACGCCGGCGGCAGCGUCAAAGACAGAAUCAGUCUGCGAAUGGUGGAGGACGCCGAGAGAGCGGGGGUCCUCAAACCGGGAGACACCAUUAUCGAGCCCACCUCUGGCAACACCGGUAUCGGAUUGGCUCUGGCCGCGGCUGUGAAAGGCUACCGCUGCAUCAUCGUCAUGCCGGAGAAAAUGAGCAUGGAGAAGGUGGAUGUCCUGAGAGCGCUUGGAGCCGAGAUCGUCCGCACGCCUACCAGCGCUCGCUUUGACUCCCCCGAAUCCCACGUGGGGGUUGCCUGGCGCCUGAAGAACGAAAUCCCCAAUUCCCACAUCCUGGAUCAGUACCGCAACCCGAGCAACCCUCUGGCUCACUACGACACCACGGCGGAAGAAAUCCUGGAGCAGUGCGACGGUCAAAUAGACAUGCUGGUGGCCGGAGCCGGCACUGGAGGAACCAUUACAGGCAUAGCCCGGAAACUCAAGGAUUCUUGCCCCGACAUCAAGAUUGUUGGUGUCGACCCAGUCGGCUCUUGCCUCGCAGAGCCGGAAGAACUGAACAAGACGGAUAAGACCCAGUACGAGGUGGAGGGCAUCGGCUAUGACUUUAUUCCGACAGUCCUGGAUAGAUCGGUUAUUGAUACCUGGUACAAGUCCAAUGACGAGGAGUCCUUCAAUAUGUCUCGAAUGUUGAUCAGGGAUGAGGGCUUGCUGUGCGGGGGGAGCUCCGGCACCGCCAUGGCAGCUGCCGUCAAUGUUGCCCAAGAGUUGAAAGAAGGACAACGCUGCGUGGUCAUCCUUCCGGACUCCGUCCGAAAUUACAUGUCCAAAUUCCUGAGUGACAAAUGGAUGGUGCAGAAGGGCUUCUUGAGCGAGAAGGAGCUGAUGGUGAAAAAUCCUUGGUGGUGGAACCUAAACGUGCAAAAUUUGAACCUGUGCGCACCUCUCACCGUCUUGCCGACUGUCAGCUGCCAGAGGACCAUCCAGAUCCUCAAAGAGAAGGGCUUUGACCAGGCCCCAGUUGUGGAUGAGUCGGGGGUCAUCCUGGGCAUGGUGACUUUGGGGAACAUGCUGGCUUCUAUUCUUGCGGGGAAGAUCAAGCUGUCGGACCCGGUUAACAAAGUGCUCUACAAGCAGUUCAAACAGAUCCGCCUGUUGGAUAACUUGGGAAAGUUGUCCCGAAUUCUGGAAAUAGAUCACUUUGCCUUGGUGGUUCAUGAGCAGAUCCAGUACUUGACAGACGGCUCUCCCAGUUUAAAGCAGAUGGUCUUUGGGGUGGUAACCGCUGUCGACUUGCUCAACUUCGUCACAGGCCGUCAGCGGAGGGAGCGGUCUUUCUCGGAUUCCACGGACGAGAUGUGAAUGGUUGCAGUGCAGUGCAGUGCUUGUACAGUUUCACAGCGGCACGAGGUAUACAGAUGCGUUGAGUUCAUUUUGUCUCAAAUAUGGGGGGGAGUAAUGAUAGGGAUUCCUUUUUAUGUUUAUGUAAACGUGAGUUUCGAAAAUGAAGCAAGCUAUUUUAACCUUUGUUACACCAAAACCUGGGAUGGGGGUCAUUUUUUUGUUUGAAGAAAUUGGUUGUUACAAAGGGAAGCUGCAUGCUGUGCAUAAAGAAAGUUGUUUGUUACAGGAGAAAACGGUUUAUUUUUUGCAAGUGGAUGAGAUUUGCGUAUGUUUGAGAAAGGUGUUAUAAGAAAGAACACUCGAAGGAUUUUCCCUAAAUCAUCAUUUUCAUUUCUAGCUACAGUGCAUGUGUAUGCCGCUUGUAUGCAAACAACCCCAAAAAAAAAGUAUUUUGAGUAUCCUCCUACAUGAGGUCUUUAUGCUUUCAACACUUUGCCGCUAGUUUUCAGGGGAUAUUGGUUUUAUUGACUCAUUUUAUUGGAAUGGAUGUUGCUGGUUCAAAAAAGGUGGUUGAUGGUUCAAUAAAGAUGAUACAACUUUUAUUUUA
Messenger RNA from Syngnathus acus (greater pipefish), 2479 nucleotides. Its product is annotated as cystathionine beta-synthase-like. The coding region runs from base 163 to 1890 and encodes 575 amino acids. The transcript is spliced from 15 exons. Gene Ontology annotation, molecular function: cystathionine beta-synthase activity; cysteine synthase activity. The record is from RefSeq and is a predicted model, not a curated record. Gene Ontology annotation, cellular component: cytoplasm. Lineage: Eukaryota; Metazoa; Chordata; Actinopteri; Syngnathiformes; Syngnathidae.